AGUGCCAGGUUGCAAGAGCUCGCUUCACACAGUGCGCUGUGUCUGCCUGGAAACUUAGAGGGCUAGCUCACCCCAUACACUCAGCUAGGGAUGUUUUACUAACUACUUUAUAAACAGAGGACAACGCAAACAUUGACACAAGUGCUGUAACUCUCUUAACUUUAACUAAACGGUAAUUAGUUUAAAGGUCAGUUGCACAUUCACUGAAGUUUGACGAAAGUUGUCUGUCCUUUUUUGUUUAUUUUUGCUGAAGAGCGGAUUGCUUGUUAAAACUCUACUUUUGGAUUGGUUGAUAUUUUCUUAGUCUCGAAGAGAAACUGUAAGACUCGAUCGAGAUGGUUGUCCUGUCACUGACGGUACUAGUAGGAUUUAUAGGAAGUCUGACUUCAGCCGACAACGCUGAUGCCAUAGAUAAAGAAGACCAGCUGCGUAGCCGCCUGAGAGAGUAUGGCCUCAUCACCCCCAUCAGCACCGACUCCCAUGGUCACUUCCUGUCCCACCUGCUCUCUGCCAAUCACAAGCAGCGAGUGAAGAGGGAGGUUGGGGCAGAGGGCUCGGAGCAGGCCAGUGAUAGGCUGUUCUUCAACAUCACGGUAUUCGGCAGGGAGUUCCACCUGAGGCUCCGUCCCAACGACCGCCUGGUGUCUCCUGGGGCCAUGGUGGAGUGGCACGACCAGGUCCCUGAACCAGACAACGGCAGCAGCAGUAGUACAAUCACUAGUAAUAGUGGUAGCAGAGGUACUAUCCGUGUUGGUGGAGAGAAUGGGAGUGAGUCGACCAGCGGUGGAACGGAGAGGAUUCUCAGGAGGAGGUUGCUGAAAACAGACUGCACCUUUAUCGGUGACAUCACUGACGUAAAGGGAGCCUCCGUCGCCAUUAACAACUGUGAUGGACUGGCUGGUAUGAUCCGGACAGACUCAGAUGAGUACUUCAUUGAGCCAUUGGAGAGAGGGACUCAGGAACAUGAGGACCAGGGCAGAGUCCAUGUUGUCUACAGGAGAUCUGCUGUUCUACAGGCCCCCUCUGACAUCUCACUGGACUACCAACUGGAAGAACCAGAAAUAGAGCUGUCCCUACCAGGUGUUCCGGGGAUUCCAGACCAGGUGUCCCUGCCAGGUGUUCCGGGGGUUCUAGACCAGUUGUCCCUGCCAGGUGUUCCGGGGGUUCUAGACCAGGUGUCCCAGCAGGUGAACCAGGCGGUGAGGAAGCGCCGCCAUGCCGGAGAUGACGACUACAACAUUGAAGUUCUCCUGGGUGUCGACUAUUCCGUGGUGCGUUUCCAUGGCAAGGAGCAUGUGCAGAACUACCUGCUGACCCUCAUGAACAUUGUGAAUGAGAUCUACCACGAUGAGUCUCUAGGAGUCCAUAUUAAUGUGGUGUUGGUGAGGAUGAUCAUGCUGGGCUAUGCUAAGUCCAUCAGCCUGAUAGAACGAGGGAACCCGUCCAGGAGUCUGGAGAACGUGUGUCGCUGGGCGUUCGUUCAGCAGAAGGCAGACCAUGACCAUUCUGAGCACCAUGAUCACGCCAUCUUCCUGACCAGACAGGGCUUUGGACCCACAGGCAUGCAGGGCUACGCCCCCGUAACAGGCAUGUGCCAUACAGUCCGGAGCUGCACGCUGAACCAUGAGGAUGGAUUCUCCUCUGCCUUCGUUGUCGCCCACGAGACCGGACAUGUGCUGGGUAUGGAGCAUGAUGGUCAGGGUAAUCGUUGUGGGGACGAGACAGCCAUGGGGAGUGUGAUGGCUCCACUGGUUCAAGCUGCCUUCCACCGAUACCACUGGUCCAUGUGUAGUGGACAGGAGCUCAAGAGAUAUAUACAUUCGUACGACUGUCUCCUGGACGACCCGUUCAAACACGACUGGCCCCAGCUGCCGGAGCUGCCAGGGAUCAACUACUCCAUGGAUGAACAGUGUCGCUUCGACUUCGGAGUCGGAUACAAAAUCUGCACAUCAUUUCGCACGUUUGACCCAUGUAAGCAGCUGUGGUGCAGUCACCCUGACAACCCAUACUUCUGCAAGACCAAAAAAGGCCCUCCUCUGGAUGGUACUGAGUGUGCUCCUGGGAAGUGGUGCUAUAAAGGUCACUGCAUGUGGAAGAAUGUCAACCAGGUGACGCAGGAUGGCUCCUGGGGCACUUGGACGAAAUAUGGUUCCUGUUCCCGCUCCUGUGGGACCGGGGUUCGCUUCAGAACUCGCCAGUGCAACAACCCAGUCCCCUCUAAUGGCGGUGGGGACUGUCCCGGGGUGAAUUAUGAGUACCAGCUGUGUAACACCGAGGACUGCCCCAAACACUUUGAGGACUUCAGGGCCCAGCAGUGCCAGCUACGCAACUCCCACUUUGAGUUCCAGAACACCAAACACCACUGGCUGCCCUAUGAGCACCCUGACUCCAAUAAGAGGUGCCACCUGUACUGCCAGUCGAAGGAGACUGCUGACGUGGCGUACAUGAAGCAGCUGGUGCAUGAUGGGACACGCUGCUCCUACAAAGACCCCUACAGCAUCUGUGUCAGAGGAGAGUGUGUGAAAGUUGGCUGCGACAAAGAGAUUGGUUCCAACAAGGUGGAGGAUAAGUGUGGAGUGUGUGGUGGGGACAAUUCUCACUGUCGUACCAUCAAGGGAACCUUCACCCGCACACCCAAGAAAGCUGGGAAGACGAGAGGAGCAUUUACCUUGCCUAAAGGAGCUCGGAAUGUUUAUCUGAAUGAAACAGAAGAUUUUAGAAAUGUACUUGGUUUCCUUAAGAUGUUUCUGAUUCCUCCCGGGGCUAGACAUGUGAUCAUUCAGGAGCAUGAGGCUUCUCCUCAGAUGCUUGCGAUCAAGAACCAGGUGACAGGCCGCUACAUCCUGAAUGGCCGAGGAGAGGAGGCUCGCUCCCGGAGCUUCAUAGACCUGGGAGUGGAGUGGGAUUACAUUAUAGAAGACGACGAAGAGACACUAUACACUGAUGGACCCCUACACGACGCUGUGGUCGUACUGAUAAUCCCUCAGGACAACGAGACCAGGUCGACCCUGAUGUAUAAAUACAUCAUCCAUGAAGACUCUGUCCCCGUCAACAACAACAACGUCAUUCAGGAGGACACCUACGAAUGGGCCCUGAAGAGCUGGUCGCAGUGUUCUAGACCCUGUUCUGGAGGGUUCCAGUACACUAAGUAUGGCUGCAGGAAAAAAGGUGACAGCAAGAUGGUCCACCGGGGAUACUGUGAUGUCAGCAAGAAGCCAAAACCCAUCAGGAGAAUGUGUAACCUACAGGACUGUACACAGCCACAAUGGAUCUCAGAGGACUGGGAGCACUGCACUAAGACUUGUGGCAGUUUGGGUUUCCAUAUCCGGACGGUUCGCUGUGUCCAGUUCCUCAAUGAGGGGGCCAACCGCUCAGUCCACAGCAAGUACUGCAGUGGGGAGAAACCAGAGAGCAGACGGCCCUGUAACAGACUGCCCUGUCCUGCACACUGGAGGCCUGGGGCCUGGUCAGAGUGCUCAGUGACAUGUGGUGAGGGGGUGGAGAGGCGCUUAGUGACGUGUCGUAUUGGAGAUCAGUGUAAUGGAGAAAGACCUGAGGCCCACAGAUCCUGCAAACCAGGACCCUGUCAUGCUGUCCAGGUGGCUGGUCUCAGGUGAUCCCGCAGGUGAAGA
Messenger RNA from Oncorhynchus tshawytscha (Chinook salmon), 3632 nucleotides. RefSeq names its product ADAM metallopeptidase with thrombospondin type 1 motif, 3 (gene adamts3). Gene Ontology annotation, molecular function: metalloendopeptidase activity. Gene Ontology annotation, biological process: extracellular matrix organization; proteolysis. The coding region runs from base 336 to 3617 and encodes 1093 amino acids. NCBI's taxonomy places the organism in Eukaryota, Metazoa, Chordata, Actinopteri, Salmoniformes, Salmonidae. The record is from RefSeq and is a predicted model, not a curated record. The transcript has 23 exons. Gene Ontology annotation, cellular component: extracellular matrix.